AUGUUAGGCAGAAGGUACUAUAUAGUUGCGGUAUGGCUACGGUCUGCGCUGCGUAAAGCAGGUUCGUCAUCGGGCUACGCUGCUAUGGGCCUCUUUACCCUUCCUUAUUACCGGACCUUCCGCCAAAACACGCUUCUGCCAAUUCUCGCUAUAGUUAAUAGUGCAAAUCUCCGGAAGGACGAGUCCGAGAUCGCAGCCAUGCUAUCUAGAUGGCGCGACCGUAAGAUGCAGGAGCUCUAUUUUGUCCAAGUGGCUGCUACCCUGCUCUCUGCAGCUGCGAUCGGUUGUUUAUCUUGGGAUACUCCUGAAUGCGAGCACUGGAUAGGACCAGCGGCAUGGUAUUGCUCGCUGGUCCUGUCUCUUUUCUCAGUUUUGCUCUCAACAUCAGAAUCCUUUAUCUUCACCACUAUUAUCCAGAAGGAAUCACAAGCCGGUAGCAAGUUACAGCCACCCGUCUUCGAGCAUGAUCUUUUGAUAAUCUGCCGCAUUAUCAAAAACAAGGAUUCGCUACGAUCGACAAAUACCUCUUCUCGGGCCCGAAGUGGCUUCUUCAUUAGUGAAUCGGAGGAUGUGAUAGAUAAUGAUCUGGAAAAUGGAGAAAGGCAGCAAGGGCUAGAAGCCGAAGCAUCAGAUUUCUCCACCAUCGACACUAUCAACGACGACGUUGAGAUCCGCGUCCGUUGGAAUAUGGUAUUCACGUGGCAAGCACCCAUGAUGCUUUUGGCAUAUUCGGUCGUUGCGUUCCUCGUGGGCUUAACAGUAUAUGUCUGCGCACCACUAUAUGGCGAAUGCUCUUAUCAGAGCAAAACAGCCAUAUCUUUCCUAGCUACUCUUGUAUUGGGUAGCAUCUGCUUCAUCUGGUGCUCCUUUUGGGCCUAUAGGUUCGUGGAUAUGGAAGAGCCGUAA
Molecule: messenger RNA, 906 nt
Organism: Daldinia loculata
Lineage: Eukaryota; Fungi; Ascomycota; Sordariomycetes; Xylariales; Hypoxylaceae
Exons: 4
Coding region: 1-906 (301 amino acids)
Source: RefSeq, a predicted model, not a curated record